CUGGAAUUAUAAACUGCACAUGAGGUUUAUAAGUCCAGAUAUAGCAUGUACCUGGACUUAAAAACCUCUCGUGCCGUUUAUAAUUCCAGCUGUAUUUGCACCUGGACUUAUCAACUGCAUGUGAGGUUUUUAUGUCGAGGUGCAAUUUGUAUCUGGACUUACAAACCUUUAUUGACUUUGAUUUUCUGGAUUUAAAAUUUUCUGUGCACGAUUUUUGUAUCUGGACUUAUAACCCAGCAU
Chironomus riparius is the source of this 240-nucleotide messenger RNA. The record is from the annotation of a GenBank genome assembly. NCBI's taxonomy places the organism in Eukaryota, Metazoa, Arthropoda, Insecta, Diptera, Chironomidae.